CGGAUGAAGACCUAUUUCCGGUAUUUGACUUGCACAUUUGUUGGUUCAGUCCGUUCUGUACAUUAAAGAAUAUUGCAUUUUGUUUUUGCAAACGUUAUAGGCUGGUAUAUAACGUCCGAAAACCACGUAUUUUUGUGCUUCCUUUGCGCAUUUGGAAUUUGAUAUUACAUUUUAAAGCAAAAAACUGAACGUCCAGUAAGCCGUUAAUAAACUCGCUCCGUGUAUUACAUUAGUUCAGUUCCAGAAUUUUCUUCACAAAGUGCGAGCCUAUCUUCUAGUGUGCAUUUCGUUCCCAUGUGCUAGAAACUUCGCCGGUGAAUGAUUGGUCGCACUUUGAAAGCAGAGGUAGAAGAAAAAUUGUUUCGUUGUUGUCUCUGCAGCAAUAAGUGACUGGCAGUUGGUGCGUUGUAUAAGAGGUUCACUGGUAUAUGUAAUUGCAAAUGGCUGCUAUGUCAGUGAUUGGCAUUGAUUUCGGUAAUGAAUCCUGUUACGUUGCUGUUGCAAGAGCUGGUGGAAUAGAAACAAUAGCGAACGACUAUAGUUUACGUGCCACACCAUCAUGUGUAGCACUCAGCGAAAAGAAUCGCAUCCUAGGAGUUGCUGCAAAGAAUCAGCUGUUAACAAACACGAUGAAUACAGUCCAUGGGUUUAAACGACUUCUUGCUCGAAAAUAUAAUGAUCCACAUGUAGACAAGGAGCGGAGGUUUCUCCCUUUUAAGAUGACUGAACAACCUAAUGGUGGCAUUGGUAUCAAGGUUACAUACUUGAAUGAGAGUCAUGUGUUUUCUCCAGAACAAAUUACAGCCAUGUUAUUCACAAAACUGAAAGAUAUAUCUGAGAAUGCUCUGAAGACCAAGGUUAAUGAUUGUGUUAUCUCGGUACCAUCUUUUUUCACAAAUGCUGAGCGAAAGGCUUUAUUAGAUGCUGCCUCCAUUGCGGGUCUGAAUGUUCUGCGUCUCAUGAAUGAGACAACAGCAACAGCUCUGGCAUAUGGGAUCUACAAGCAAGAUUUGCCUGCUCCAGAAGAAAAACCUAGGAAUGUAGUGUUUGUGGAUUUUGGUCAUUCUUCUCUUCAGGUUUUUGCAUGUGCAUUCCACAAAGGAAAACUGAAGAUGCUGGCAAGUGCUUCAGAUUCUCAUCUUGGUGGACGUGACAUUGAUACAAUUUUAGCAGAGCAUUUUAGCAAUGAUUUCCAGACUCGCUACCAUAUUAACCCUCGCGUCAGUCCCCGUGCUUAUCUUCGACUCCUUAUGGAAGUUGAAAAGCUGAAGAAACAGAUGUCUGCCAACUCUACUAAGCUUCCAAUGAGCAUUGAAUGCUUCAUGGAUGACAAGGACGUUCAUGGUGAUCUGAAAAGGGCUGAUAUGGAAGAGUUAUGUGGCCAAUUAUUUAGAAGAUUUGAAGAAACUUUGCGCAAAUGUUUGGAAGAUUCCGGACUACGCCUUGAAGAAAUAUAUGCCGUGGAGAUUGUAGGAGGUUCAAGUCGUAUCCCUGCUAUCAAACAUCUCAUUGAAGUUGUUUUUGGAAAACAGCCAAGCACAACUUUGAAUCAGGAUGAAGCAGUAUCAAGAGGAUGUGCAUUGCAGUGUGCAAUGCUGUCACCUGCCAUCAGAGUGCGGGAGUUCAGUGUUACAGAUAUUCAGAAUUAUCCCAUCAAACUUGUUUGGGAUGCUUCUAUGGGAGAGGAUGGUGAGAUGGAGGUUUUUUCUCACAACCACCCUGUUCCAUUCUCAAAAAUGCUCACUUUCUUCCGCAAGGAACCAUUUUCACUUAAAGCAUUUUAUGCUGGCAACAUUCCAUACCCUGAUCCUUACAUUGGCCAGUUUAUCGUGAAGGAUGUCAAACCUUCAGCAGAUGGUGAGAGCCUAAAAGUAAAAGUGAAAGUACGUGUGAACUUACAUGGUAUCUUGACAGUAAGUAGUGCAUCACUAGUUGUGAAACAGGAUGCUUCAGAACAAGACUCAAAUGAACAAGACAGUGUAGGAUCAGAGGCAAUGGAGACAGAGGGACAGAAGAAUGAAACAAAUGGUUCUGAAAAUGAACAGCAGGCACAGGCCGAGAAUUCACAGGAAAACCAUGUUGGUAAUGAGGAUGAUGCAGAUAACCAGGCUACUUCUGAAAAAAAGGAUGGAGCAAAAAAGAAGAAGCAGCUCGUGAAAACAUUGGAACUUCCAAUUGAAGCAUACACGCAUGGAUAUUCUCAAGCAGAACUGAAAAAUUACGUGGAGUUGGAGUGCAAGAUGGUUGCAAGUGACCAGCAAGAAAAGGAGCGCAUAGAUGCACGAAAUGCGUUGGAAGAGUAUGUCUAUGAACUUCGGGAAAAAUUAAGCAGUGAUGAGGAAUUUACAACGUUUGUCAAUGAAAACGAACGUUCUACACUUGAUAAUCAGCUGCAGUAUCUGGAGAAAUGGCUGUAUGAGGAAGGAGAAGAAAGUGAACUUCAGAUAUUCAUUCAGGAAUUAAAUUCACUUAAGAAUUUUAGCGAGCAAAUCAAAACGAGACAGCUGGAUUUUGAACAGCGGCCAGCUGCAUUAGAGGAAUUAGCAUCUGUUCUACUUCUCACACGGAAGGCUGUGGAUCAGUAUAAAUCUGGGGAUGAGCGUUAUUCUCAUUUGGCAGAAUCUGAUAUCCAGAAAGUUCAGCAGACUGCUGAACAAACACAUAAGUGGUUGGAGGAGAAGCGAGCAGCACUAGUAGGCACACCCCGCACUCAGAAUCCACCUAUCACUGUGACGCAAAUUAGACAAAGAAAGCAGACAUUUGAAAACAUCAUAAAUCCAAUCCUGACAAAGCCAAAACCAAAGGCAGACCCACCUCCACCUGCCAACAAGGAAAAUGGCAGCACACCAGAAAACAAAGAUGGGCAUGUAGACCACAGUCCGACACAGGAACAACAAAAUGAUGAGAAGAUGGAUGUAGAAUAAAUUAUUAUUAAUAUUAUUAACAUCAUUAUGAAGAAUUGUUUGCUAGCAGGCUAUUCACUACAUGUAUCUGAUGAAUUUUGUUUUGAAAAUCUUGUUAGUAUUGGAUUUAAGUAUAUUCAUUGUAAUUUUAUGUAACCACUGGUGGGUUACAUUGUACUGUAUGUAAGAAGUCAAGUGUUGAGUAUUCAGGUUACGUUCAUUGAUACUAUAAUUGCACACUGAGUAACUUGUCAGUGCCUUCUUGUGGCACCUGUUAAAUCACUUAGCAUUCACUGUGUAUAUAUAGAUAAUACACUGCAUUAGGAUUAACAGUGUAUGCAUAAUAUGUAAAUGCCCAACAGAAGGUACUAGGGAUAUUCCACUUUACAGCUUUCAUUCCAUCUUUAUUGAGAAUGAAUAUGUUUGUCUUCAGUGCAAAGGAAUAUAUUUUCCUUUUUUAUGGAUUUUUGUUUCAGUAUGCCACAAUUUGAUAAGAUAAAUAUUAAUUGAUUGGUGGGGAAUUACCUUCACUAGAACAAUAGUGGCCUCAAAAUUGUAUGCCACUACAGCUUCCUGCUUUGUCUUGCAUAAAACCUGAUAUCCACUUUGUGCUCCAAUGCCACAUGUAUCUCAGUGUUGGAUUUUUACGUUCUUGGAUGAAUAAUAUUUAUGGAGGAGGCAGAGAAAGCAAAUUGCUUUCUGUCCUUCCACUAAGCAAUUGAAUUAGGUGUUCAAUUUCCAAAGAAAAAUGAGGUUUAUUAUAGCCAUCUCAGUAAAGUUACACCUAAAUUUUGCAUUUAGUUGCCCAGCAUUUGUGUAUGUGCACAUUCAGACUAAACACACACAUUAGAAUAUUGAAGUAUGUAAUUUGAAAUGGAGCAUAAUUCUGUAGCAGUUUGUUGCCAUUUUGGUUCGGCUGUUGUAUGUUGCAUCCAUUUAAAAAGAUACAAUUAUAACAUGUUUCAGUUAUGAUUUAUGUAAAGACUUAAAAUAUUUCCUGCCUUGUAUGUGAUACUCUCUUUAUUUUCAUGUGAAAUUCCCAGUUCCUUUACAGUAUUUUUGUGAUCUGUAGUUUUAUCUCCGAGUGUCAUUACAAAGUUAAUGAAUUUUGUUUUCUCUCUCAGAAUUGGUAGGUGUCAGCAAGUGAAACCAGUCUUAUCAUGAUCCUGCGGCUUUGUUAUAAUAGACUUGUAAUUCUGCAUUAACCCUUCACUAUAUUGGGAUUCAAAAAAGUGCUUAAUGUAUGGUUUGGCAGAUUGGGAGAGAUAGGGCUGGAUUGAUGUUGCUAAACUUCCACUUUAACUUGACUGUCAUGCUUUGUAAUGCAAAAAAAUACUGUGCAGCUGAUCAUGCUGUGAGUGAUAAAUAUAAGUUUUUAUUCUAUA
This is a messenger RNA of Zootermopsis nevadensis, 4288 nucleotides long. RefSeq names its product heat shock protein 70Cb (gene Hsp110). Lineage: Eukaryota; Metazoa; Arthropoda; Insecta; Blattodea; Termopsidae. Gene Ontology annotation, molecular function: ATP binding; ATP-dependent protein folding chaperone. Gene Ontology annotation, biological process: protein folding. Gene Ontology annotation, cellular component: cytosol; nucleus. The record is from RefSeq and is a predicted model, not a curated record.